AUGGCCUUCACUAACCACGCACUCCCGGCCGAGCUCAUGCUAAUCAUCGGCGAAGGCGCCACCACCCGGGAGCUCUCCCUCCUCUCCCGCACCUGCCGCACCCUCCACACCGUCUUCGCACGGCAGCUCAACCAGAGAUUCACGGCCGGCGUCGCGGACAUCGCCAUGUGGGCGGCCGCCCACUGCCGCCCCGCCACCCUCGAGCGCGCCAUCGCCCUCGCCAUCGCCCCCGUCUCCGUCAUCCCCGACGGCCAGGAGCGCCUCCGCACCCAUCUCAAGCACCGCCUCUCGCUGCUUCUCCUCCUGAACACGGCCGGCGCCGCCGCGGUCUCGACCGCGAGGGUGCUGCUGUGCCACGGCAUCGGUCCCGGCCGUGCGCGGGCAUACUGCUACGACAACCCCAGCGAGGAGUCGUGCAUGUACCGCGCGGUGCGCCACGGGGACCUGGCGCUGGCGCGGCGCCUGCUAGAGGAGAGCGACUGCAAUGCGUUUACGGCAGGGGGAAACGAGGCGUUGCUGCGCUUUGCCAGGGCUCGGAGGUUCGAGGUGCCGAUGGGCGCGAAUGUGGAGGAGAUGAUACAGCUGCUGGUGGAUUAUGACCCGCAGCCGGGACAUCCCACUAGCUACCCGGGAACCGGGCGCGCUCAUAUCAUGGAUGCGUGGGUGAAACAGGAGCGCGAUUACGCCCAAUAUUGGAAACGGACUCGAGGUGAGCUAAACUAA
This is a messenger RNA of Morchella sextelata, 723 nucleotides long. RefSeq lists its product as uncharacterized. Bases 1 to 723 code for a protein of 240 amino acids. Lineage: Eukaryota; Fungi; Ascomycota; Pezizomycetes; Pezizales; Morchellaceae. The transcript has 3 exons. The record is from RefSeq and is a predicted model, not a curated record.